Molecule: messenger RNA, 627 nt
Organism: Lineus longissimus
Lineage: Eukaryota; Metazoa; Nemertea; Pilidiophora; Heteronemertea; Lineidae
Product: cell adhesion molecule DSCAML1-like
Exons: 1
Coding region: 1-627 (208 amino acids)
Source: RefSeq, a predicted model, not a curated record
AUGAGUUAUCGCUCAACCCCAGUCAGGUCAACUGGAUACAGCCCAAGUCGUCUAAUGAUGGGAAGAGAGAUUGCGACAACCAUACCAACGCUCAGACGUAAUCUCCGACCACAAUGGCCAGACGCGAAACGCGUAUCUGAAAACAUGAAGUCAAUGCAGCUGCAGUACAAACAGCAGUACGAUAGUCGUCAUGGAGUCGCCUCCCUGCCCGUGCUGACAACCGGAGAAAAGGUGCGAGUGAAACUGGACGGUCAGAAGAAAUGGAGUGAGCCAGCUACGGUGGUGCAACACCACGCAACACCGAGAUCAUAUAUCAUCAGAUCCAGCGAAGGCAAGGAUUAUAGGCGCAAUCGGCGUCACCUGCAACGAAUUCCGUCGAACGUGCAUACCGGUGAACCUCCAAGUGUCAGUUCUUCAACAGCCAACGUCGUUCGUCCACAAUCGUCCAGGAAUCGUACGAGGCCAAUGUCGCCUGCCAGGAAUCUUGCUGGAACGCCAGCUCCGUCAUCAUCAGAGCCACCUGCGUCACCUUCUCAACCGGUAACGCCACCUAUGGUGGAAUCUAGGACAAGAUCUGGGAGAGAUAUCAAACCCCCAGUGUGGUCGAAAGACUACGUUGCAAAAUAG